Haliotis rubra (blacklip abalone) is the source of this 2611-nucleotide messenger RNA. Its product is annotated as cdc42 homolog. Gene Ontology annotation, biological process: small GTPase-mediated signal transduction. Bases 351 to 1019 code for a protein of 222 amino acids. The record is from RefSeq and is a predicted model, not a curated record. Gene Ontology annotation, molecular function: GTPase activity; GTP binding. The transcript has 3 exons. NCBI's taxonomy places the organism in Eukaryota, Metazoa, Mollusca, Gastropoda, Lepetellida, Haliotidae.
GUGUUCUUGUAAGUGACUCGCGGAUGCGGGCUUCCUAUUGCCGGCUAUUUACCGUUACUUCUGUGGAAUGUCACAACCAGUCACUAUUACUGGCAAAACAAUACCAUUAUUUUCCUAUCAACAAGCAGCCGACGCCGUAUAUUCAAUUGCUACGGAUUGUACACCAACCUCGUAUACAGGAGUACCCGGCCAUUACAUCAUAACAGUGAUAUCUGUCGGGAUAAAGACAUCAUUUAGUCGCCUGAGCUACACAGUUCAUCCCAUCCUUUGAAAGAGAGAAAUCCUUUUCGCUGCAUUCAGAGCGUUAAGAGCACGCGGGGUUCACUAUAUUCAUCUGCAAUUGCCAGACGAUGUCAAGCUCUGGCAAGCGACGAGUUAUCAACAAGAACAGAACGCUGAAGGUGACCGUGGUCGGAGACAGUCAAGUGGGCAAGACUUGUUUGUUGCUGACUUACGUGACCAAGAAGUACCCAGCAUGCGUUCCGGCGUCCUUCGAGUGGCAUCUUGCCGGGACCGGUUUCAGCCAGAGCACCUACCCAAACAUCCAGGUUGACGGACAGCGUUACGAUCUCGACUUCACCGACACUUUGGGACUGGACAGUUCCCUGUCUCUACGGCUGCUGGAGUAUAUGACCACUGAUGUGUUCGUCGUCUGCUUCGACAUUUCCUGUCCUGAAUCUUUUGAAAAUGUGCGGGAAAAAUGGAUGCCGGAAAUCCGGUCUGCUCAGCCUGAGAUCCCAAUAAUCAUAGUUGGUACCAAACUAGACCUACGGAACAAUUCCGAUGUGAAGUCGGGCUUAGCCGAGAUCGGGAAAAAGCCCGUUUUGCACGAGGAAGGUCAGAGGUUGGCACGUGAGUUGAAGGUCGUGGACUAUGUCGAGUGUUCGUCUCUUAAUAACGAUGGCGUCAGGUCAGUGUUUCUGACAGCUGCGCACGCAGCUUGUAUGGCAAAGAAGAGCCGGGUUGGUGGAGGUGAAAGUGAGAAAGAGGAGGACUGCUGCAGGUGUGUCAUACUAUGAACGGGAUCUUACGCGGAAUUUCUUAUCGAAAACCAACACAUUCAAUAGCAACAUUCCGUCGCCCUUCCCGUGGAAGUCGAUACCAUCACUCGGCUCCUUCAAUGACGUGUUAAUAAACUGGAUGUUCCAGGCGUUCGUCUGUAGGAUCGGUUUCUGGGCUUGCCAAGUCUGGAUUUGCUUCAAUAAGCUGUCCCUGUUAAACAUUCAUGGGGGAUCAUCCACAUUGUAGAAGUCCAUUGACUCCAGUAGGUAAUAUCCGAAGUAGCCUACAGCCAAUCGACCAUUUUAAACAUAUAUUAUACUAGUAUUUGGGAUUACACUUUCUCUGUAAAGUACAGAUUCUAGUACUUGUUUUGGGUUGAGUCCCAUCCGGGAUUCUAAAAUGGCAUGGUGUAUUUCACAACCAUUUGAAUGUGAGAAUGCAGUAGCUUCCAAUGUAUUAUAAUACCGUGUAAAUAGUGUCUCCUGUACCGUUAGUCUUCAGGGCUCGUGUUUCGGUAAACACUAAACAGUGGGUCCAUUCCUUUGGUUUCCUCGAUCCCAACCCGUUGAUUUCAUCAACCAGUUUAUUUUGCCAAGCUACUCGGUCUAACGGACCAGUAAGAAUGCGGGUUGCAAAGAAGCCCCAAUGAUUACACUGACUGACACGCUAACGAAAGCCCUCAAUAAAUUUCUUGAUGGAAAAAAUGCGUUAAAACGAGUUGGCGAGUCCCGAUGCUAGCAAGCACUGCCUGUAAUGUAAUGCAACAGGAAUGGACCCAGGGCUUGGUGAGGUUUACCGACAUGCAAGGCACCAAGAAAAAGAGGACUGACUGAGUUUGGUUUUACGCCGCUUUUAGCAAUAUUCCAGCUACAUCACGGCGGGGGACACCAGAAAUGGGCUUCACACAUUGUACCCAUGUGGGGAUUCGAACCCUGGUCUUCGGCGUGACGAGCCAACGCUUUAACCACUAGGCUACCCCACCGCCCCAGAUAAAGAGGACGAUGAUGAGGUUAUAAUGUGUCUGACGUUAUUUUUUCAUAUACAGUAUAUUACGUUUGAAUUCAUAUUGGAAACAGGAACUGGUUCCAGUCGGAUUAGCUUGGUACGUAUCCUUUACACCGAAAGUCUGUGUGAACACCACAACAAAUUUGUAGGUACUUUCUAUGGCCAAUAUCGACGUAUAGCCUGUAUCAUCAUCGACGUCACAGUAAUCUUUGUCAUCAUCGACGUCACAGUAAUCUUUGUCAUCAUCGACGUCAUUGUAGCCUCUGUCAAUAACAAGCAUCUGAGUGAGUGAGUUGGUUGUAUUUCACGCCGCUUUUAACAAUAUGUCAGUUCAGUCAUGUGCCAGGUCAAAGUUUAAGCAAAGGCCGAAGUGAUGCAGAUGUGUGACGUUUACUACGAAAUAGGUGCUAACAUGAAACAUCGUGAUAACAAACCAGUGACCACUAUCAGACAAAGACUGGAAUCGACCACAGGAUCCUGGUGAAUCUAAGGGAUACAACUCUGUACAGAGCGUUAAGUUCACUGACCUUCACCCAAGACAAUAUUGUUUCAUAUGAAGAAGACGUCUGAUUUAUGUGAAACCGAUUAAACGAUAAAGUAUUUA